GUUGCACCGUGUCUCCCUUAAGCCAUGGCGUGGAUUCUUCUCUUCCAUUACACCUUACUGCACACUGGAUCUCCCAUGACAUACAUUGCGAGCGGAAAACAUCACCGUGUACCAAUUCCCUCACCUCUGUUUUCCAGCAUGAUGAACAAAGGCAUCCACUCACAAACUUCUACGCCACUACAGACUUCUACGCCAUUACAGACUUCUAUGCCUAAUGAUGAAGAUAUUGGACUCAUCACACCUAACGAUAAAAACAAACUCACUGCCCUGCCAUCACGCCUCAACUUGUUCAGCUUUAUCUCAGUUUUGGGUUUGUUUAGACUUUCAUGCAAUCAAGCCUUUGCUCAACAAGACCGUGGUGUUUGCCUCCACUCCCUGGGCGUCUCACAACCUCAAACCAAAAUGUUGUUUUCGAUGUCCAAUGACCAGUUGAGAGUGAUGUUUGAAUUGUCUAUACGAUGAAAAAAAAUUAAAAAAUUGGUUUACAGCCAAACCAAGC
Messenger RNA from Neurospora tetraspora, 499 nucleotides. RefSeq lists its product as uncharacterized. NCBI's taxonomy places the organism in Eukaryota, Fungi, Ascomycota, Sordariomycetes, Sordariales, Sordariaceae. The record is from RefSeq and is a predicted model, not a curated record. The transcript has a single exon. The coding region runs from base 25 to 462 and encodes 145 amino acids.